Chara braunii is the source of this 2105-nucleotide messenger RNA. The record is from the annotation of a GenBank genome assembly. Lineage: Eukaryota; Viridiplantae; Streptophyta; Charophyceae; Charales; Characeae.
UUCUGUGUGUAGGUAGCACCUGUGGGUAGCUUAUGGUGCCGUUGCAGUGGCAGUGCUGUUGAGGACGGAAAGAGCGCGCCCAUCUAUUGAUGGGGGGAGCGGCUGCUGGAGACUGGGCAUGGAUCCCGUUUGAUAUGAAUGCGUAACGGUGUACUCAAAAUGCAAAUGUCGCCGUCGCCAUCUGCUUUCCGCCACCUUCGCAUAGUCACUGUGCCGCCAUAGACGGAAUCUCGUCAUGAAAAAGGUAUUGAUCCUCCGCCCACAACUCAUCCUCCACCUUCUGCUGAUCGUCUGCCAGCUGCCUUCACGACAUCACAGACACAGGGAUUAGAGGAGUUUGUGGCUAUGGCGCAAGCGCAGGGCAUUCGGACUUCUCUGCAGCUGUCUGGAUCUGGGCAAGGAGAGAGGGGAGACACAGUGAUCCAGAUAGGCGGGUGCACUUCAUCGAAUGAUGCUACAGUUGGUGUGGCGCGUGCGGGUGCUCAGACUGCAGUACGAUCGUCUAGCGCCGAUCUACCGACGCCGAGCCUCUCAAUGUCAAGCCUUGGAUCGUCAUUCGUGCCCGCGAAGCUGGGUCGCUUCCCGAUGUCCUCACCAUCUCUCUCCUCCACGUCUGCAUUCAUGCCGUCCUCUCCUUUCCUGGGUGCUGCAGGGUUAUCAGGGAUGUCAGGAGAGACUGGCGGUCAUAGAAUUGGUGGAGCAGCAGCAGCAGCAGCAGGAGCAGGAGAUUUCGGCGGGGGAGCGGGACUAGUACGAGGCGGAGGAGGUGGAGGAGGACUGGUUUCCUUGAGCUAUGGCACCACCAGGGAUAGGGCUUUGGCAGCGAUUUUCUAUGGCUUGAUUUCCAUAUCCAUCACCUUAUUUAAUCGUGCUGUUUUUGCUGUGUACCGUUUCAACUUUCCGUUAACUGUCACUACGAUUCAAAUUCUUAUAUCCAUUUUUCUCAUCUUCUGUCUGCAAUCGUUAAACAUGGUGGAGAAGACCAAGAUACGUCUCUGCACGAUGAAGAAGAUCUUCCCGCUCACUGUCUGCUGGUGGCUCUACGUUGUCAGCGGCGUCACCGCUCUUCGAUAUCUGAAUGUCCCUAUGUAUAGCGUGUUGCGGCGAUCGACAACACUUGUCGUUAUGCUAGGUGAGUUGGUGGUGUUUCAAAAGAAACCAUCUGUCUCGUCUGUCUCUUCCAUUGUCACCAUCACAGCAGGUGCCGCCAUCGCCGGCUUCACAGACUUGACAUUCAGCUUGAAAGGGUACUUGUGUGUCCUCGUGUGCGUACUGACCACGGCAGCGUAUCUAAUCCUCAUUCGGAUAUUGAAGGAUAAGGCCGGUCUAUCGGAGAUGGGAAUGAUGUAUUACAACAACUGCCUCUCACUGCCAAUCAUGCUCUUUUGCUUGCACUUAUCGGAUGAGAUAACGGGAGUUUUGUCGUUUCCGAGGCUCUUGGAGCCGCGGUUCUUGGCGUUUCUGCUCGUCUCUUCGUCUCAGGGGUUUCUUCUCAACGUGGCAAUAUUCCGCUGUACUACUGUCAACUCUCCGCUGACGACAAGUGUGACCGGCCAGGUCAAGGACAUCGCGACCACUCUUUUAGGGUUUUUCCUAUUCGGGGAUGUGAUUCCUGGGAAGCUGAAUACGCUAGGUGUGAUCAUUGGGCUCGUUGGGGGGCUGUGGUACUCUGCAGAGAUGUAUUUACAGCGCUUCAGGAAUGCUAGGAAGGGAGAGGCCGCAAAAUCUUGGAAGAUUGCAGACAAGCUGGCGUACUGGAGUGGGACCAAGCUGGGCCUUGGCAGGAGCAUAAACAGGAUAAUGGAGGAUGCCCGGCAGCGGCUGAAGGCAAGGUGGAGCUCCAGACUGGGGGGCAGUCGUACUGGGCAAGCUACGUCGGAAGAGGAUUAAGGGGGACGGACGGGUUGGCCGACUCAACUGGUGUUCAGUAGCCGGCCUCCAGAAAAGAAGGGUGGAGCCGCUAGGGAGAUUAGCUUAAUCUGGCGGCCUGGCCCAGGCCGAAGAGGCGGCUCCACGCCCAAUAGUCGGCUAUCCCCAGCUCUCAUCUAUCCUUAUACCAGCACAGUUAAUGCCCGGAACCAUGGCAAUCAAUGCUGACAGGUCAU